Molecule: messenger RNA, 2209 nt
Organism: Paramuricea clavata
Lineage: Eukaryota; Metazoa; Cnidaria; Anthozoa; Malacalcyonacea; Plexauridae
Source: the annotation of a GenBank genome assembly
AUGAUGAACAUACUAGUCAGUGAUCACAGUAUUGUGCAGUUUAAAACCACCACAAAGAAACCGAGUGUUGCUCGGAAAACAAUAUCUUAUCGACGAUGGAAAUCACUUGAUGUAAACCAGUUUCGGCAGAGUAUAGAUGAUAUUGACAUUCAAUCUGUCAACUCGCUUUCUGAUCUUGCUCUGUUGUACAACAGUGCCUUACGCGAUCUUUUAGAAAAACAUGUUCCCUUGAGAAGUAAAACUGUCACAUUACACCCACAAGCUGAAUGGUUUGAUGCCAAGUUGCUAAUAGAAAAGAGAGCAAAAAGAAAGUUGGAACGUAAGUUCCGAUUAUCUAAUUCACCUGAAGAUAUUCGUCAGUUCAACGAACACUCAGAGUAUUAUAGUCACUUGCUAGUUACAACGAGACAGAAAUUUUACACAGAUAAGAUUGAGGCAAAUUAUGGUGAUCAGAAAGUACUAUUCCAAGUGUUAGAUAAACUUUUACACCGUGAGAAUCAACGUCGAUUUCCACCGCAUGAUAAUCUUGAUGAUCUUACAAAUAUGUUUGCGCAUUUUUUUGUCCGGAAAAUUGAUACAAUUCGCUCUCAAUUCGCUGGCUACUGUCGAUAAUCUGCUAGGAUUUGAAUCUUCCUGUGAGACCGUUGAAAAGUUGGAAUAUUUUAGUUCAGUUUCUGAGCAUCAGAUUGAAAACAUUAUUCGGUUAACUAACAACAAAUCAUGUGAACUUGAUCCAAUUCCAACUUGGCUCUUGAAGCAAUGUAUUCCUGCCUUACUCCCGAUUAUAACAAAAAUUGUUAACCUGUCGUUGCAUGAUGCAUUCGUGCCUACCCUGUUCAAACAAGCCUUUUUGACACAAAUACUGAAGACUAUUUCCCUCAGCACAGAUGAAGAAAACAGUUUCAGACCAAUAUCUAAUCUUUCUUAUGUCUCAAAAUUAAUUGAGAAAGUGGUGGAUACCCAAUUAACAAAUCAUAUUCAGGAACAUAAUUUAGAUGAAAGCUUACAAUCGGCUUAUAAGAAACACCAUUCUACUGAAACUGCCUGGGUUCGGCUACACAAUGAUAUUUUAUCUGAGUUGGAUGACAAUAAAACUGUACUGUUGGUUAGCCUUGAUUUGAGUGCUGCAUUUGAUACCAUUGAUCAUAGUAUUUUGUUGCGUCUGCUCGAAAGUCGGUUGGGUGUCUCUGGGCAGUGUUUGAAUUGGUUUCGUUCCUAUCUCAGCAACCGUACAACAAGAGUUAUUAUUGAUGGAAAACGUUCAGAUAUAAAACGUGUAAACUUUGGUGUCCCCCAGGGAUCUGUCCUUGGCCCAAAACUUUUUACACUAUACAUAUUGCCACUGGGAGAUAUUGCACGCAAACACAAUGUACAGUUUCAUAUAUAUGCUGAUGAUUGCCAACUAUACAUAUCCUUUAAGUAUGAAAAUAGAUUGAAAACCAUUGAUAGAAUGGAAUCUCUGAUGCAUGACAUAAAAACUUGGAUGACAAAGAACAUGGUGAAGCUCGAUGAUGAUAAAACAAAGUUCCUGGUUUUGACAGGUCCUCGUCGAGACUGCUCUGAUUUUCCUUGCUUGUCAAUCGAAAACGAAAGUAUUGUUAAAUCAGAAUCAGUAACUCUCUUAGGAGUAGAACUUGAUGACAAGCUUACCUUAAAGAGUCAUGUUCGUAAUGUUGCGAAAAGUUGUUUUUUCAAGCUCCGCAAUAUGCGUAAGAUUAGAAAAUGUAUUACUGAAGAUGCAGCAAGAAUAAUGGUACACAGUAUGAUUACAUCAAGGCUUGACUAUUGUAAUGCUACCCUAUAUGGGUUACCAAAUUGUGACUUGGACAGGUUAUAUAGUGUGCAAAAGCUGGCUGCACGAUUAAUCACAGGAACAAGAAAGUACGACCAUAUUACACCGAUAUUGGAAAGACUCCACUGGUUACCAGUGAAAAAGAGAAUGGAGUACAAAAUUCUGUUACUUGUGUUUAAAUGUCUCCAAGGAACUGCACCAGAGUACUUAUCUAAACUGUUAAAAAAGCGUGAAAACAAAGGCACUAGAGCAGAUGACAAAAACCCUUUGGUUAUUCCUAGGUUUAAGAAGGUUACCCAAGGUGGACGAUGUUUUGGAAGAUCUGGCCCAACACUAUGGAACAAUUUACCAGACAACUUGAGACUUGAGACGAGUUUUAGCAUUUUUAAAAGACGUUUAAAAACGCACUUUUUUUAA